UCUGCUAAUUUGUAAAUAGACUUUUUAAAUGUACUGGCUGGUGCUUGGGAGCAUUAACAUUAUAUAAGGGGCGGGGCUGAGCUGAGAUAAGCCCAGGGUUAGGAGGCAAAGGUGCCAGAAGCAGGACGGACUUGACCAGACAGGAUAGAGCGCUGCAACCUGGACCAGCUGCUGCCACAACAUCGCACCGCUCUGAUGGAGGCUGCUAAGGAAACUCUUGAGAAUCAAAGAACUUCCACUGAAAAUGUGAAUGACACAAACCGUAAUCCCCAAUUUGAGCCCAUUCCUCUGGACAAGAUAAAAACUCUCGAGGAAGAUGAAGAAGAACUUUUUCGGAUGCGAGCAAAGCUCUUCCGAUUCACCUAUGUGAAUGGCCUUCCGAAAUGGAAAGAGCGGGGUACUGGAGAUAUGAAGCUGCUGAAACAUAAGAAGAAAGGGACCAUUCGCCUCCUCAUGAGGAGGAGCAGAACACUUAAGAUCUGUGCUAAUCACUAUGUAACACCAUGGAUGGAGCUUAAGUCCAAUGUAUGGAGUGACAGGGCUUGGGUCUGGUACACACAAGCUGACUUUGCUGAUGAGACUCUUAAGCACGAAGUCCUGGCGAUUCGAUUCCUAAAUGCAGAAAACGCCCAGAAAUUUAAGGCAAAAUUUGAAGAAUGUAGGAAUGAGAUAAAAGAAAAAGAAGAGAGACUAGCAUCAGGAAGAAACCCAACACUUCGGCUUUUGGUGAAAGAAGACAGCCAAGGAGAGCCCGAGGGCCUUGACAAAGUAGUUCAAAAGCUAAAAGAACUUUCGGUGGAAGAAGACAGGCAAGGGAAGUCUGAGAGUCUUGACAAAGUAGCCCCAAAACUAGAACUUUCAGUGGAAGAUGAUAGCCAAGGAAAGUCUGAAAGCCAUGAAAUAUCCCAAAAGCCUGGGGAGCUUUUAGUGAAAGAAGACAGCCAGGGAGAGCCUAACGAUCUUGACAAAAUAGUCCAAAAGCUAGAAGAAUUUUCGGUGGAAGAAGACAGCCAAGGGAAGUCUGAGAGUCUUGAUAAAGUAGCCCCAAAACUAGAACUUUCAGUGGAAGAUGACAGCCAAGGAAAGUCUGAAAGCCAUGAAAUAUCCCAAAAGCCUGGGGAGCAGUUAGUGAAAGAAGACAACCAAGGAGAGCCCAAGGACCUUGACAAAGUAGUCCAAAAGCUAGAAGAAUUUUCGGUGGAAGAAGACAGCCAAGGGAAGUCUGAGAGUCGUGACAAAGUAGCUCCAAAACUCGAACUUUCAGUACAAGAUGAUGGACGAGGGAAGUCUGAGAGCCAUGAAAUAUCCCCAAAGUCAGAGUUUUCAGUGGAAGAAGCCAGCCAAAAGGCAGAAGAGAAGGAAGAGACCCACAGCAAAGCUGAAGAGGAGCAAUAAAUCAUCUCCCAGGCCUUGCAUUCAUUCCUGAUAUUUUCUCUCCCUCCCUCCCUCUCUCCUUCCCUCUCUUUUCCUUCCUUCCUCAUUCUUAGAACUGCCUUUAGAAUAUGUGUGUGUUGAUAAAAAUACAAAUACAUAGAUAUGGAUAUAGAAACUAACAAUUAAAAUUCUGGAGGCAAUA
Messenger RNA from Monodelphis domestica (gray short-tailed opossum), 1576 nucleotides. RefSeq lists its product as uncharacterized. Gene Ontology annotation, biological process: nucleocytoplasmic transport; positive regulation of mitotic centrosome separation. Gene Ontology annotation, molecular function: GTPase activator activity. NCBI's taxonomy places the organism in Eukaryota, Metazoa, Chordata, Mammalia, Didelphimorphia, Didelphidae. Gene Ontology annotation, cellular component: cytoplasm; nuclear pore; centrosome. The record is from RefSeq and is a predicted model, not a curated record.